[Torrubiella] hemipterigena is the source of this 918-nucleotide messenger RNA. The record is from the annotation of a GenBank genome assembly. Lineage: Eukaryota; Fungi; Ascomycota; Sordariomycetes; Hypocreales; Clavicipitaceae.
AUGCAAAUCUUCGUCAAAACCCUCACCGGCAAGACCAUUACCCUCGAGGUUGAGUCUUCCGACACCAUUGACAACGUCAAGUCCAAGAUUCAGGACAAGGAGGGAAUUCCCCCUGACCAGCAGCGCCUGAUUUUCGCUGGCAAGCAGCUCGAGGAUGGCCGCACCCUCUCUGAUUACAACAUUCAGAAGGAGAGCACCCUCCACCUCGUCCUCCGCCUUCGUGGUGGUAUGCAGAUCUUCGUCAAGACUUUGACCGGAAAGACCAUUACCCUCGAGGUUGAGUCUUCCGACACUAUUGACAACGUCAAGUCGAAGAUCCAGGACAAGGAGGGCAUCCCUCCUGACCAGCAGCGCCUGAUUUUUGCCGGCAAGCAGCUUGAAGAUGGCCGCACCCUUUCCGACUACAACAUCCAGAAGGAAUCUACCCUUCAUCUCGUUCUCCGCCUCCGUGGUGGUAUGCAAAUCUUUGUCAAGACUCUUACUGGCAAGACUAUUACAUUAGAAGUUGAGUCAUCGGACACAAUCGACAAUGUCAAGUCAAAGAUCCAAGAUAAGGAGGGUAUCCCUCCUGAUCAGCAGCGUCUUAUCUUUGCCGGUAAGCAGCUCGAGGACGGUCGCACUCUGAGCGACUACAACAUUCAGAAGGAGUCUACUCUGCACUUGGUGCUGCGUCUCCGUGGUGGUAUGCAGAUUUUCGUCAAGACCCUCACCGGCAAGACGAUCACAUUGGAGGUUGAGUCUUCUGAUACCAUCGACAACGUCAAGUCGAAGAUUCAGGAUAAGGAGGGUAUUCCUCCUGACCAGCAACGUCUUAUCUUUGCUGGUAAGCAGCUUGAAGAUGGCCGCACUCUCUCUGACUACAACAUUCAGAAGGAGAGCACUCUGCAUCUCGUCCUCCGUCUGCGCGGUGGCCAGUAA